This is a messenger RNA of Prunus armeniaca (apricot), 504 nucleotides long. The record is from the annotation of a GenBank genome assembly. Lineage: Eukaryota; Viridiplantae; Streptophyta; Magnoliopsida; Rosales; Rosaceae.
AUGUCCAGGGAGGAAGAGGAAGAGAUAGAGCUGGUGAGGAGACAGGUGCCCCAGGAAGCGUGUGAGCUGAAGAAUAUUGUGACACCAGCUCUUCUUCUACAGUCGGGGUUGCUUCAAGGAAUGGCUGAGGUGCCGAAGAAGGUGGUGACCGUGGUUGAGUCGUCACCGAAGGUAGUGGUGGAUCCGGAGGAGAGGCAACGAAAGUUGCAAGAGAGAAGAGAGAAAGAUAGGGCCAAUAGGGCCAAGAAGCAGGCAAAGGGGGCGCCCAGUACCGCCAAGGGGACAGCAGCCCGGGCUGCUGGGAAGCGGCCUCGAAUGGAGGAGGAUGAGCUGUUGACGGAGCUGGAGAAGAAGCGGAGGGGACUUGAGUCUUCGAUCCAUGAUGUCAUGGGUGGAACAGUGCUGCCGCCGUUCGACCUAGAUCCCCCACCCAGGCUGCCGCUCGAGAUGGAGGAGCUAUUCCUUACAGGUACCGAGGAUAUAGACUUUGCCUCGGUUCGAUGA